Messenger RNA from Salmo salar (Atlantic salmon), 1185 nucleotides. RefSeq names its product Probable palmitoyltransferase ZDHHC16 (gene zdh16). The record is from RefSeq and is marked provisional. NCBI's taxonomy places the organism in Eukaryota, Metazoa, Chordata, Actinopteri, Salmoniformes, Salmonidae. Gene Ontology annotation, molecular function: palmitoyltransferase activity.
GACACAAGAAAAUAUGAUAGGCUGCUUCCGCGCGCGAUUUAUAAUGUUUUGCUCACUUUGCGAAAUCUCUUGAGUGUAGCUAACGUUUCACAGUUAUAAUGACUUGACUGUCAAUGCAUUUAACCUAGCUGGUCCUAUCAUCUCUGAAGAUAAGACUGGGCCAUGCGCAGCUGGAGGUGGCAGCUCUCCAGGAUGAUGAGCCUUUGCCUGCGCUGGUGCCGGCUGUGUCCUAAGCGAGGGGUGCGCCCCAGCAAGCCCCGGAGGAAGCUAGGAGAGCUGUGGAGCUACUGGAAGCUGCUGCUCAACUCCCUCUACUUCAACAGCCUCACCAACUCUGACACCUACCUGGACUGUGUCUUUGAACCCAUCUACUGGAUAGUGGACAAUGUGACUCGCUGGUUUGGGGUGGUAUUUGUGUGCCUGGUGAUUGCCCUCACCAGCUCUGUGGUGGUCGUUGUCUACCUGUGCCUGUUGCCUGUUAUCCUCAACACCUACCCACUGCAGUGGAUCAUCUGGCACCUCACCUACGGCCACUGGGUCCUCAUGAUGGUCCUCUUCCACUACUACAAGGCCACCACCACCUCCCCUGGACACCCACCACAGGUUAAAAGUGAUACACCGUCAGUGACCAUCUGUAAGAAAUGCAUCGUCCCCAAACCAGCCAGGACUCACCACUGCAGCAUCUGCAAUACGUGUAUUCUGAAGAUGGUGGGGUGGACAGAAGACUUCUUUUAGCCUCUGAGGAGUGGACUAUUUGGUGUUGAUUGUGGCCCAUGAGUCCAGGCACCUCUGGGUGUUUGGGGACCUUAAUGUGAAGUGAACUGAUGGUCCUGUCUUUAACUGUCUCCUUGUCUUGUGAACUGAUUUUAUGCGUUUUUGUACUGUUAGGUAUGUUGUCCAAAGUUGAUGUGAAGUGUGUGCUUUUUAAUUGUACUGAAGUCAAAGAAGAAGCAGUUUGGACUUUCAGUGCCAAAGAACAGCUUUCCACCAAAGGCUAGGUUCGAGCUAGAUAACCACAUGCCUUGGCCAUUGUCCAACUAUGGGUGAGUAGUCUGGAGACUUUGACAGAAUUAAAUAAACAAUAUUACCAUUCAGGCUCUAGUUAGAUCAUGGUGCUCAUGUUACUGAGCAGUGCCCCUGUCAAUAUUAGGAAUUGUCAAAAGAUUGCUAUGUGCCUUGUUAUGU